Messenger RNA from Nelumbo nucifera (sacred lotus), 2065 nucleotides. Its product is annotated as zinc finger (C3HC4-type RING finger) family protein. Gene Ontology annotation, biological process: protein ubiquitination. The record is from RefSeq and is a predicted model, not a curated record. Gene Ontology annotation, molecular function: nucleic acid binding; zinc ion binding; ubiquitin-protein transferase activity. Lineage: Eukaryota; Viridiplantae; Streptophyta; Magnoliopsida; Proteales; Nelumbonaceae.
GGUUCACAAAAAAGAGCGCGAGUGCGAGAAAGAGAGAAGAGAAAAGACUUGCGACGAGACGACACAAGCAGGAACCAAUGGACGAACAUGAAUUGGAGUUUCUAGUAACAGAGCAGCGGAAGGAAUUAAUGGCGUCUAAAAAUUUUGACGCGGAUUUCGAUUUUGCCUUUCGGUUGCAGAUGCAGGAGGCCAUGGCUGCAUCUCUCGCAUCACAACCCUCAUCGUCUUCAAUUCCUGCAUCACCUCCCCUAAUGGAAUCUGAUUUGGCUGCAUCUCUCGCAUCACAACCCUCAUCGUCUUCAAUUCCUGCAUCACCUCCCCUAAUGGAAUCUGAUUUCUCCCUCAACGACGACGAUGGCUAUCGUUUGAGGAACCUUCACGACUUGGAGCUCCAAAGAUUCGAGCAAGAACGAAAGGAUCGCGAGCAGUGCGAGGCUGAAAUGCGCAGACUCUCAGAAGACCUCAAGCGCCGGGUUCACGACCAGAAGUUUGCUCGAGAGAUUCUUAUGAUUCCUGAAGAUGAUUGGGAAAAAUACGGAAACAAUAUCGAGAAGCCAUUUGGAGAGUGCUGCUCUUCUUCGGUGGUCGACGAGCCUUUCAUUCUAUAUUUCAAGGGUUUGGUUAGUGAGGAGACGAUUGGGGGUUCCAAGGUUAAGCUCUCGGGGAUUGGAGUGGCUAUUUGCGAUCCUCGUGACAAUUUAAUUCUUCGGGUACAAAAGCCUUUAACUGGUGAGGGUCUGAAUGUUAUGGUCGCAGAUGUAAAAGCUUUGAAUGAAGGACUCAAUGCCGCUCUAACGUUGGAUAUUAAGAGUAUAGUUUUGUACGUUGAUUACUAUCCACUCUACCAAUAUAUUAUGGGGAGAUGGCGAAUUAAGCAGCGCAAGGUUGCUACAUUAUUCAAUCAGGUGUUUUUGCUACAAAGGAAAUUUCAGGGCUUCCGUCCAGUCUAUGUGGCACGAAAUGAUGUUAAAUUUGCUUUUAAAUUGGCAAGGGAUGCUAUAGAUUCUCAAAUAAGAAGGUCUAUAGAAUCUAGCCGUGGCAAGAAUUUGAAUGAGACUUGCACCAUAUGUUUGGAAGACACUGCUAUUGGCCAAAUGUUUGCUGUUGAUGGUUGCGUGCAUCACUACUGCUUUACAUGUAUGAAGCAGCAUGUGGAAGUCAAGUUGCUUCAUGGAUUGAUACCUGGAUGCCCUCAUGAAGGCUGCAAUUCCAAGCUGAAUGUAGAUAGUUGUAAAAAAUUCUUGACACCUAAAUUGCUUGAGAUAAUGAGUCAACGUAUUUUGGAGGCUUCAAUUCCUGUAAAUGAGAAGAUUUAUUGCCCUUACCCUAGGUGUUCUGCAUUGAUGUCAAAAACUGAGGUUUUAGGUUAUUCUAAUAAUGUAUUUAUUGGUGCUGAUCGAUCUGGAGCCAGGAUGUGUACAAAAUGUCAUGGCCUUUUUUGCAUCAAUUGCAAAGUCCCAUGGCAUAGUAACAUGACAUGCAAUGAAUAUAAAAGGUUAAAUCCUUAUCCCCAUGGAGCAGAUGCGGAGCUGAAAUCUCUUGCUACACAAAAACUCUGGCGCCAAUGUGUUAAGUGCAAUCAUAUGAUUGAGCUGGCUGAAGGUUGCUUCCACAUGACUUGCAGGUGCGGUUAUGAGUUCUGUUAUACUUGUGGAGCUGAAUGGAAAAACAAGAAAGCAACCUGUAGUUGUCCACUCUGGGAUGAGGUUUACAUUAUGUAUGAAGGUAACCGGGAAGACUCUGAUGAAGAUGAAGAUUUCUAUGAUUCUGAUGAGUAUGAAGAUGAACCCCAGUAUCGCUAUUGGAGGUGAAACUGACAAUCAUGGCAGAGAAGUACUUGAGUCAGGAUUUUGUCUUCCUUUUUUUUGGUUCAUCGAAAAAAAAAAAAGAAACAGAGACUGAUGGAUAUUUGGAUUAGGUAUACUUUUAUUUUUGUACACAUCUUUUAUCUUUAAAACAUCUUACAGUUUCGCCAUACACUGAUACAAGUAGACUCUCUUAAGUUCUUGCUAUUACCAUCCAAGUGUGAUCCACACCCACUUGGUCACAUUUUGCAUUCCUUUGA